AGUAGCGCUAAACUCGAAAUUCAAAGAAAAUUAGAAAUAAAGCUUCUCUUAAACUACUCCUACUUCAGCUAGACAUUUUCACAAACACUUGGUGGGCAUCCAUUUGAUCCAAAUCUCCCUCUCAAAACCUCAACAAUGAAGUUCAAGGCAAACCUGACAGAAAAUGGAGUAACCCUUUUAGAGAGAAGAUUCAUCCCUGCCUUAGAAAAAAUGGGGAAAAUCUGCCAUGUUUAUCUCACCAAAGAUCACACCUUCUUCCUCCACAACCUCCUUACCAAUGAUGGUGUUCAGUCAAUUGCCCAAUUCAGAAUCGAUGCUUUGUUCUCUUAUUACAGCGUUACCAGCCAAAACGAGGAUCGUAUCGCCUUCUCCCUCGAUCUCUCUCUCCUCCUCCGCGCCCUCCGAUCAGCCGCCGCAAUCUCCUCCGCCGUUGAUCAACUCCAAAUCAAGCUUGUCAAGAAAUUACCCCCAAAUUCCACCAACCCAAUGCCGUUUCUGACAUUUGAGACUAAAGGGUAUGCUUCUGCUGUGAUUCAGGACAUUCCGAUAUCGAAACCCCUUUCGAGGGCUCAUGUUUCGGAGCUCCAAACUGCUUUGGAUGAUGCUCAAGAACUACCAAGAACCCUAGUUGGGGUCAGUGAAUUGGACAGUUUGCUCAAUUUUGUUGAGAGGAUGAAGCAAUUGGGUGAUGUAAUGGGGGUUGAGAUUGGUAAAAAUGGGGAAUUGGGUUUGAAGGUUUCAAGCAGUUUGGUGAAUUUAGGGGCUGAAUUUAAGAGAUUGAUGAUUAUUGGAGAGGAUAGUGAGGAGAUAAAUGGUGAUGGUGGGAUGAAUGUGUUGGUUAGUAUGAAGCACUUUGUUAAGUGUUUGCAGUGUCAUUUGGCUAAACCUGAUUGUGCUUUCUAUGGAGUUGGGUCUCAGGGUGGUUCUUUGACUGUGGUUUAUCAGUUCUUCGUUCCCGGGUCGAGGCAGACCGAUAAAUCCAUCAGCUUCCAUUGUAGGCUCCCAGUGCUUGAUCCUGGUUCUUGAUUGCAUAUAUUGCUCUUUCAGGUUUUGACAUUUCUGGGUUCAUCUAGAGAUUUUUUUCAGUACUUGGAGGCUGUCCAAUCAUCCGUAUGUCCGAACUCACUCAUCGAGCAUGUGGUUGUUGCUUCUUCGUUCCAAGGCUUUGGCAGACUACUAAGUACUCCCUCAGUCCCUUAAUACAAAACCUCUUUUAAUUUUUGCGCGGGAGUUAAGAAAGUUGUAAAUCCUAUUAAACUAAUGAUUAAAAAUACAUUUGUGCAUGUGGGUUAGAGAGAAAUACGGAGAAAGAAAAAGUAGUUGGGAAUAAUUGAAGAGAUAGAGAGAGAAAGUGUUGGAAAUUAAUGUUAAAAGUACAAAAAAAAGUAAAAAAAGAUGAACUCAUCAAAAAAAAGUGUAAUAAUGUCAAAAAAUACAACCUUUAAAUAGUAAGAGACAUUGUAUUUUGGUUUACCCAAAAAAGAAAUGAGGCUUUGUAUUAAGGGACGUAGGGAGUACUAAUUACCAUAAGGGCUUGUAAAAAUUGUUCGUCCUGUAUAUACUUAAUGUAUGUGGAUUAAUACAGUGUGAGGGUACUACUAACUACCAUAGGUAGUUAUAAAAAUUGUUAUGCUACUACGAAGUAAAAAAUUUUGUUUAAUUUUA
Messenger RNA from Chenopodium quinoa (quinoa), 1665 nucleotides. RefSeq names its product checkpoint protein HUS1B-like. The coding region runs from base 136 to 1026 and encodes 296 amino acids. Gene Ontology annotation, biological process: double-strand break repair via homologous recombination; nucleotide-excision repair; telomere maintenance. The transcript has 2 exons. NCBI's taxonomy places the organism in Eukaryota, Viridiplantae, Streptophyta, Magnoliopsida, Caryophyllales, Amaranthaceae. Gene Ontology annotation, cellular component: checkpoint clamp complex; site of double-strand break; nucleolus. The record is from RefSeq and is a predicted model, not a curated record.